GAUCCUGCUGACUCAGUACCUGUCUCCCGGUGAGUGUAGGGGCUCCACGGGGGGCUGGGGUCCCCCCUUCUGCUGCCCUCUUCCUCCUUCUAGCUGCUCAGACACCCAUCAUGUCUGCUUCGGAAGACAGAAGCCAAGGUCCCCCCAAAUCCAAGGGCAAGACCCUGAGUAGUUUCUUUGGGUCGCUGCCUGGCUUCAGCUCUGCCCGGAACCUGGUGACUCAAGUCCACAGCUCCUCGAAGGAGGCCCGGUCAACUGCAGACCCCGCAAGGACCUCCCCCCCUGAGGCCACCCAGACUCAGUGUCUUGGGGGCACCGAGGGGCAGAGGACGGGGAUUGAGAGGCCGGGACAGCCUUCAGAAAAGAUGACGGCGGGGGCCACAGACCUGGGAGACUCUAAUAUGACCAGGACCAAGGAUGCCUUCUCCUCCGGGGUGACCAGCAUGAUGGGUGCAGCGAAGGGGAUGGUCCAAGGGGGCCUGGAUGCCACCCAGUCAGCCCUCAUGGGCACCAAGGAGGCUGUGUCUGGGGGUGUCAUGGGGGCGAUGGGCCUGGCCAAAGGACUUGUCCAAGGAGGUCUAGACACCUCCAAGGCUGCUGUCACCAGCACAAAGGACACAGUGGCCACGGGAUUGACUGGGGCAGUGAAUGUGGCCAAGGGGACGGUCCAGUCAGGUUUAGACACCACAAAAUCUGUGGUCAUGGGCACCAAGGACACAGUGGCCACAGGUCUCACAGGGGCAGCGAACAUGGCCAAAGGCGCUGUCGAGGGGGGAAUGGACACUACAAAAGCUGUCCUCACAGGCACCCAAAACACAGUGGCCACAGGUCUCACAGGAGCAAUGAAUGUGGCCAAGGGGACAGUCCAGAUGGGCCUGGACACCAGCAAGAACGUGCUGAUGGGCACAAAGGACACUGUUUGUACUGGGGUCACUGGUGCUGUGAACACAGCUAAAGGUGUUGUCCAAACUGGAUUAAACACCAGCCAGAAUAUCGCCAUGGGCACCAAGGACAUGGUGGCCACGGGACUCACUGGGGCAGUGAACACUGCCAAGGGGACAAUCCAGACAGGCUUGGAUACCACAAAGUCUGUAGUCAUGGGCACCAAGGACACGGUGGCCACGGGAGUCAUGGGAGCAGUGAACGUGGCCAAGGGGACAGUCCAGACAGGCUUGGAUACCACGAAGUCUGUGGUCAUGGGCACCAAGGACACGGUGGCCACGGGAGUCAUGGGAGCAGUGAACGUGGCCAAGGGGACAGUCCAGACAGGCUUGGAUACCACGAAGUCUGUGGUCAUGGGCACCAAGGACACAGUGGCCACAGGUCUCACGGGGGCAGCGAAUAUGGCCAAAGGCGCUGUCCAGGGGGGAAUGGACACUACAAAAGCUGUCCUCACAGGCACCCAAAACACAGUGGCCACAGGUCUCACAGGUGCAGUGAAUGUGGCCAAGGGGACAGUCCAGAUGGGCCUGGACACCAGCAAGAACGUGUUGAUGGGCACCAAGGACACUGUUUGUACUGGGGUCACUGGUGCUGUGAACAUGGCCAAAGGUGUUGUCCAAACUGGAUUAAACACCAGCCAGAAUAUCGCCAUGGGCACCAAGGACAUGGUGGCCACAGGACUCACUGGAGCAGUGAACACUGCCAAAGGGACGAUCCAGACAGGCUUGGAUACCACGAAGUCUGUAGUGAUGGGCACCAAGGACACGGUGGCCACGGGAGUCAUGGGAGCAGUAAGCGUGGCCAAGGGGACAGUCCAGACAGGCUUGGAUACCACAAAGUCUGUGGUCAUGGGCACCAAGGACACAGUGGCCACAGGUCUCACAGGGGCAGCGAACAUGGCCAAAGGAGCUGUCCAAGGGGGAGUGGACACUACAAAAGCUGUCCUCACAGGCACCCAAAACACAGUGGCCACAGGUCUCAAAGGAGCAGUGAAUGUGGCCAAGGGGACAGUCCAGAUGGGCCUGGAUACCAGCCAGAACGUGCUGAUGGGCACCAAGGACACUGUUUGUACUGGGGUCACUGGUGCUGUGAACAUGGCCAAAGGUGUCGUUCAAACUGGACUGAGCACCACCCAGAAUAUUGCCAUGGGCACCAAGGACACAGUGGCCACAGGACUCACUGGAGCAGUGAACACUGCCAAAGGGACGAUCCAGACAGGCUUGGAUACCACGAAGUCUGUGGUCAUGGGCACCAAGGACACAGUGGCCACUGGUCUCACAGGGGCAGUGAACGUGGCCAAGGGGACAGUCCAGACAGGCUUAGAUACCACAAAGGGUGUGGUCAUGGGCACCAAGGACACAGUGGCCACUGGUCUCACAGGGGCAGUGAAUGUGGCCAAAGGCGCUGUCCAGGGGGGAAUGGACACUACAAAAGCUGUCCUCACAGGCACCCAAAACACGGUGGCCACAGGUCUCACAGGAGCAGUAAAUGUGGCCAAGGGGACAGUCCAGAUGGGCCUGGAUACCAGCAAGAAUGUGCUGACGGGCACAAAGGACACUGUUUGUACUGGGGUCACUGGUGCUGUGAACAUGGCCAAAGGUGUCGUCCAAACUGGACUGAGCACCACCCAGAAUAUCGCCAAAGGCACCAAGGACACGGUGGCCACAGGACUCACGGGUGCAAUGAACACCGCCAAGGGCACGAUCCAGACAGGCUUGGAUACCACGAAGUCUGUAGUCAUGGGCACUAAGGACACGGUGGCCACGGGACUAACAGGGGCAGUGAACGUGGCCAAGGGGACAGUCCAGACAGGCUUGGAUACCACAAAGUCUGUGGUCAUGGGCACCAAGGACACAUUGGCCACUGGUCUCACAGGAGCAGUGAAUGUGGCCAAAGGCACUGUCCAAGGAGGAAUGGACACUACAAAAGCUGUCCUCACUGGCACCCAGAACACAGUGGCCACAGGUCUCACAGGAGCAAUGAAUGUGGCCAAGGGGACAGUCCAGAUGGGCCUGGACACCAGCAAGAACGUGCUGAUGGGCACCAAGGACACUGUUUGUACUGGGGUCACUGGUGCUGUGAACAUGGCCAAAGGUGUUGUCCAAACUGGACUGAGCACCACCCAGAAUAUCGCCAUGGGCUCCAAGGACACAGUGGCCACAGGACUCACUGGAGCAGUGAACACCGCCAAAGGGACGAUCCAGACAAGCUUGGAUACCACGAAGUCUGUGGUCAUGGGCACCAAGGACACAGUGGCCACUGGUUUCACAGGGGCAGUGAAUGUGGCCAAAGGCGCUGUCCAGGGGGGAAUGGACACUACAAAAGCUGUCCUCACAGGCACCCAAAACACAGUGGCCACAGGUCUCACAGGAGCAGUGAAUGUGGCCAAGGGGACAGUCCAGAUGGGCCUGGACACCAGCAAGAAUGUGCUGACGGGCACAAAGGACACUGUUUGUACUGGGGUCACUGGUGCUGUGAACACGGCCAAAGGUGUCAUCCAAACUGGACUAAACACCACCCAGAAUAUUGCCAUGGGCACCAAGGACACGGUGGCCACGGGACUCACAGGGGCAAUGAACACCGCCAAGGGCACGAUCCAGACAGGCUUGGAUACCACGAAGACUGUGGUCAUGGGCACCAAGGACACAGUGGCCAUGGGACUAACAGGGGCAGUGAACGUGGCCAAGGGGACAGUCCAGACAGGCUUGGAUACCACAAAGUCUGUGGUCAUGGGCACCAAGGACACGGUGGCCACGGGAGUCAUGGGAGCAGUGAACGUGGCCAAGGGGACAGUCCAGACAGGCUUGGAUACCACAAAGUCUGUGGUCAUGGGCACCAAGGACACAGUGGCCACUGGUCUCACGGGGGCACUGAAUGUGGCCAAAGGCGCUGUCCAGGGGGGAAUGGACACUACAAAAGCUGUCCUCACAGGCACCCAAAACACAGUGGCCACAGGUCUCACAGGAGUGAUGGAUAUGGCCAAGGGGACAGUCCAGAUGGGCCUGGACACCAGCAAGAACGUGCUGAUGGGCACAAAGGACACUGUUUGUACUGGGGUCACUGGUGCCAUGAACGUAGCCCAAGAUGUCAUACACUCUGGGAUGAACACCACUCAGAAUAUAGUCACAGGCACCAAGGACAUGGUGGACAUGGGACUGACUGGGGCAAUGAAUGUGGUCAAGGGAACAGCUCAGAAGGGCCUGGACAGUACAAGGUCUGUGGUCAUGAGCACCAAGGACACACAGGUGGAGAACACAGGCAAAGGCAUAGUCCCGGAGUGUGUGGACACACCAAAAGCUGUCUUCACAGGUGCCCAAAACACCAUGACCCCUGGUCAACCAGAGGGGGUGAAUGUGGCAACUAGUGCCAUCCACACUGGUCUGAGUGUUCUCCAGAGUUGGCUACCUGGCCAGGAUGGGAAGCCAACCACCCUGAACUCCCAAUCCUUUGGGGUCAUCAGCAGCCCAGACAUGUGUGCUCCAGGUCUACAGCCUGUGGCAGAAGCCCCAGACACCAGGUGCUAUGGGGCCAUUCCAACUGAGGGCGUCCAAGAGGCCACUACAAGCUCUGUGAUGCUUCUGGAUGAGCUGCAGGGGUUCGGUGAGAUCUUCCACCCAAUGACGGCCCAGGAACAAGCUCAACUGGCAGCCUCAGAACCAGGGCCCAAGGUGCUGGUGGCUGACCAGGGGAGCUACUUUGUCCGUCUGGGUGAUCUGGCCCCCAGCUUCCGCCAGCGAGCUUUUGAACACGCCUUGAGCCACGUGCAGCACAGUCAGUUCCAAGCCAGGGAUGCGCUGGCCCAGCUGCAGGACGCCUUCCAAGUGGUUGACCAGGGAACACAGGCACUGGGAAGGCAGCCAUAUCUGGACCAGGGGUCACCUGAUACAGUGGAGGAUGCCGGUAACCCUGAGGCCCAGGAAGCCGUGGCUCUGGAAAGGGUGCGUGCCCUCAUCCUCCAGCUCCACACGGCCUACAGCGGCCUGGCCACAGGCCUGCAGGGCCUGCCCGGGGAACUCCAGCGGCAGGUGGGGCAGGCACGGCACAGCCUCUGUGAGCUCUACGGCCUGGUGUCCUCAGCCAAUGCCAUAAGGGAGCUGCCAACCGAGCGCCUCGUCCACAGCCGCGUAGGCGUCAGCCAGGCAUGGCAGGAAUUAGAGGCACAGCUGGACGGCCUGCAGCAUAGACCACCGCUUGGCUGGCUGGUGGGGCCCUUCACUGAGCCCAGUGGGCAGUGUCUGUAGAUGGCCGUGGACCAGUGUCUCCCUAUCACCCUGAGCUGCCCGAUGACCUUCCUCCACCCAGUGCUUCACCAUGGGAGAUGAGCCACAGCAGCCACUGCCCUGGCCCUGUCCAGCACCGGCUGUCCUCUCCCAAGAACCACCCUUCCCAAGUAGGGCUAGGCUUGCUGCCAGGCCUUGAGGACAGAAAAGCAUGCUUAAGCCUUGACGUCCUCUGCUUGCUCCCACUGAGAACCUUCUCACCUUGGGGGCUCUGUGCCCCACAUCUAGGGUCCACGCUAUGAGCUUAUCAGGGGUUCUGCUCUGUGCAGCAGCACAUCCCCAGUCCUUAGCCAACACAUCUCAGAACUUCAAUAGCGCACUAGAACACCACUGCCAUGCUAACUCCUGCUCCUCCAGCCUCUGCUGGUACCCCAUGAAGGCAAAGCCACCCACGGUCUGUCUGCAAGGCCUGAUUGAAGACUGUUCUGUUCCCAGAGGGGCCCCUGCACACGGGCAGCUUGCUCUGCAAGGUGGGCUAAGUGGCCUGGGGUGGUAGCCCUGAAGCACUCCCUCAUGGGCUCUGAGUCCCAGGGAAGCCAGCAGGUGACAGCCCCCUUGUCUGCUCCACACGCCCAGAGGUGCAAGCAUGCAGAAUGCCCAAGUGCCACUAGCCACCCCCCAUUCAUCCUCUCAGAAAAAUGACUGGGUCCCCUAAAUUCUGGGAGACAAAAUCAGUGGCUGUUGCUACGAUGGGUAUAGACUCAGAGCCAGUCACGAUGGGAAAGGUGGGAGCCUUCUCUUCGUUGGCCUGCUACACCCAGCACCAGGGUGUGGCAGAGACCAGGCUGGGGCCAAGUUCAAGUCUUCCAAUCAGCUGAGGCUCCAGGCACCCCAUCCAUCAUGCCAUACCUAGUUCUGGGAACUCACACUGGAACCAAGCCCCAGAACAGCCCAGGGUGAGAGUGGGUCCUCAUAGAGCAAGACAGAAGCACAGAGCAGGAAGGCCAUAUAGUGACAGUACCACGGCUGGGUCAGGCACAGAGGUUGUCCCAUGCUGCGCACUCUGGCCCUCUAGGCUAGAAUGCUGGGCUGGUACCAGCCUCUAGGUUCUGCCUGGGGACCUGAAGCCACCUGUGGCUGGGACAGGAUGGCAGUUAGUUCGGGGUCUGCAAGGUCUUCACACUGGGACACAGCAGUCUGUUCCCACUCAUGCUGGUGAGUCAGCUGUGCCCAGGCAAACCUUGAGAGCAGAGCCCAGAGGCAACCGGUUCCCCUUCCACAUGAGCCUGGCUCCCAGCUCAACCCUCUGUCCCCUCAGGCCCCAUGAUGGCUGCUCACUUCCCCAGCCCUGGCCACAGCAGCACUCCUAACACUAGGAAA
Messenger RNA from Jaculus jaculus (lesser Egyptian jerboa), 6542 nucleotides. It is a transcript of the gene Plin4, whose product is annotated as perilipin 4. The transcript is spliced from 7 exons. Gene Ontology annotation, cellular component: plasma membrane. The coding region runs from base 111 to 5183 and encodes 1690 amino acids. Lineage: Eukaryota; Metazoa; Chordata; Mammalia; Rodentia; Dipodidae. The record is from RefSeq and is a predicted model, not a curated record.